Saccostrea cuccullata (small rock oyster) is the source of this 555-nucleotide messenger RNA. RefSeq lists its product as uncharacterized. The transcript is spliced from 2 exons. The record is from RefSeq and is a predicted model, not a curated record. NCBI's taxonomy places the organism in Eukaryota, Metazoa, Mollusca, Bivalvia, Ostreida, Ostreidae. Bases 1 to 555 code for a protein of 184 amino acids.
AUGGGGUUAAGGUGGUUGGCCGAGAACUGCGACUUGUACGAAGACAUUUCGUCCGAUGAGAACGAUGAGACUUACUGUGACGUGCAAGAGACUGAUGUGACCAAUGUGAAUUAUCUGGAUGAUAUUUCUUUUGCAUCAGAAUUGCCGGAGAUCGACGAAUCUCUGGUAGAAGACAUUCUCCAUAAUUGUGCAGACUUUACUAGUGACCGAAUAGUCGAGAUGUUGGAAGACGAGUCAACGGACACCCGGGAAGUUAUCUUUAUAGACGAGGACAGCCAACCAGAAACGAGUGCUUGUGACAGUGAUCGUGACAGUGAACAUCGGGACACUGAUCUCACGCAGAGAUCAACAAUUUGUCUGGUGUUACAUAAGACAGUGAAACGUAACCUAGAUGGUACGGAAGAAAUAAGCAGAGACUCUCAUAUCGUUUAUUCAGAAGACCUUAACCCCGAUGAUAUUGACUUUCCAAAUGUGGCUAAUGAAAUCCUGAAGGAGGUACCGAAACAUUUCGAAGACGGCCAUGUUCGGAUUGUGAAAGGCGACAUUUCCGUAUGA